Blastomyces dermatitidis ER-3 is the source of this 1448-nucleotide messenger RNA. RefSeq lists its product as uncharacterized. Bases 208 to 1071 code for a protein of 287 amino acids. The record is from RefSeq and is a predicted model, not a curated record. The transcript is spliced from 2 exons. Lineage: Eukaryota; Fungi; Ascomycota; Eurotiomycetes; Onygenales; Ajellomycetaceae. Gene Ontology annotation, molecular function: carbon-sulfur lyase activity.
CUCGUAUUCGUGCUUACCUAGAUGACGUGGGUCUGAAGGGGGUAUGUUGCAUCUCCCAUCGCCUGAAUAGAUAUCGCAUUCAAACACUCUCGUCAACUUAUCCAUAUUCAAGCGAUUACAUGCACAGCUAACGUGCUCGUCCCCCAGUAUUCAACAGCAUUGGCAGCACAUCAUUCUUCCACUUGCAGUGUGCGGAAUCAAGGGACCAUGGCGACACGAAUUGUAUGUCUAUGCAAUCGCGCAUCUCAAACCGUGAUCCUGGACUGGUCACCAGAUUCAGUGAUGCGUAGCCCAUCCGUGCUGCCCUUCUGCCACUGCGAUACCUGUCGUCGGACAGCAGGACUACUCUGCACAUCCUAUGUCCCUCUGAAACAAGGCAAGCAAUCAGGAUCCGAUCUUAAUGGUCUUGUCGAAUACCACUUCGAGCCUCUGGUUCUGCGGAACAUGCGGCGCCCAUGUCUUUCUCCAGAUCAAGGGAACCGAAGACUGCAAGCUGCAAGCUGCCAGUGCGAGGGCGUCAAGUUUUUCAUGACCGCCCCCAAUCACACAUCCCGUUCCCCCACGUCCCCAUGGUCUGAUGUCUUGGUUCCCUACCACUCCUCCACACCCCCCUCUGCGGCGGCUGCCAAUCCCAAUGACGUGAAAUGGUGGCUGUGCGAUAAUGGCACAAAAUAUCUCACAGGCCUUUGCGCCUGCAACUCCUGCCGGCUAGCAUCUGGCUUCCCGAUCCAAAGUUGGGCGUUUAUUUCACGGUUAAACAUCUUCAAAACAUCAGACGGCUCGAACCUAGCCUACGAUGACUUGGGAACUCUGAAGUAUAAAAGCUCUCCCGGAGUCUAUAGAGAAUUCUGUGGCGUUUGUGGCGCUACUGUUUUCUGGCACUCUGAUGAGAGACCGGAGGUGGUGGACGUGAGUGUCGGGCUGUUGAGAGCGGAGACUAGGGUAAGGAUUGAUGAUUGGCUACAUUGGGAGCUUGGGCGGAUUAGCUUCGAGGAACACGCACUGGAUAAGGGCAUGGUAAGAUUCUUAAAGGAGGGCUUCAGUGGGGUUGGUGGGACCCCGGUAGGGUAGAUGUUGCCCUCUGGAUAUGGAUGGUGCGAAGUGUUGAAUACGGCGGUAGCCUCGGGGAUACUUUCGGAUAUGUGAUGCAUGAAACAGGUGAAGAUUUUCCUUAAAUACUUUGGAUGGCACGGUAUGAUGUGUCAUUGCCAUGUUUGAUAGAUAGGUAAUCCUAUCCAUCCUAGGGGAAAUAAUUCUAGUAUACCGUGAUUUUAGAAGUUUAAAUCGGGCUGACUGUAUAAUAAACUAUUUCUAUUGUAUCAGCCAGUCCCCAACAGCAACGAAUCGCCCUUGAAUGCCUAAUGAACUUUGUAUUUACUCGUCAGCCCUGGGCUAAAUACCCAACAUCCACAUGAAGGUCUAAACUAAAAAAUAAAACCAUAAUGUGU